Molecule: messenger RNA, 438 nt
Organism: Alternaria ventricosa
Lineage: Eukaryota; Fungi; Ascomycota; Dothideomycetes; Pleosporales; Pleosporaceae
Exons: 1
Coding region: 1-438 (145 amino acids)
Cellular component (GO): membrane
Source: RefSeq, a predicted model, not a curated record
AUGUCCGCCCUCCUCGCCAACAAACCCCUUCUCGGCCCACUCGUCGGCCUAAACAUCUGGACCUUUGCCAUGGAAGCGCUCCUCUACAAGCGCAGAAUCCCAGCCCUUUCCCAAUACGACAUCAGCUUCGACCCGGCAACCGUCAAGAAGCAAAAAGACGAAAAGCUACCGGCCUUCGUCAAGUGGCCUGCGGACAACUUCAACAACUUACUCGAACAACCCACUCAGUUCUACGCCGUAUUGCUGGGAUUGAGCCUUUUGGAUGUAAAGGAGAAGAGGACCGUUGCUUUGGCGUGGGCUUAUGUCGGCUUGAGAUUCGUACACAGCAUUAUUCAUGUUUCGACGAAUAACGUUUCCCUGCGCUUUCCGGUCUUUGCUGCGAGUUCGGUUGCGCUUCUGGGACUCACGGCCGAGGCGGCAUGGAAGCUGAUCUUCUAG